AGUUUUCAAAAAGCUACUUAAACUGAGGAACACUUAUAGUUAGUGUACAAUUGACAUGUAAAUAAUUACAUGUAAGAAUGUCAUGAUUAAUUGAAUUUUUAUGAUCCUUUUUACUUCAUGUAGAAGUCAGAAUUUUAUUAUAUAUUCAUUUUAAUCUGGCAUAUUUUUUGAUAUAUUUACAAAAGGUAUUAAUAAACCAUAUACCCUCAUAAUAAAUGUAUAAAUACCUGAGUAUUUUAAAAAAUCAUAUCUUGUAUAUAAAUAAAUAAAAGAAUUAAAUAAACACCCUCCAGAAUAACCUAUACCAACUUUACAUGAAUGCAUAUCAGAUCAUCUAUCUUCAGGGGCCUAUUCAAUACCAUUUUGGUUCAGUUCAUAACUGAAUCGGAUGGUAUAUGCUGAUGUAACAUUACUUCCAAUCGAUACAGCAGAAUGUGAUACAAAAAUGUUAAAGAGGCUCUAUGCAGAUGGCAUAAAUGUCACUCUUAUUGUUCUGAUAACGAAAUAUGCGUACUGUAUUUGUUGAAAUGAUUCACAACAAAUGCAGACAGGGCUUUUACCGCUCAACUACCAUAAAAAGAUUUGAGGUGCCUGAAAAUAAAGUGUCAUGGUCUGUUGAGUAUCCAGAAUAUAAGCCAGUAGAAUAUACUGCUCCGAGUGUCAAAGGGAAACCUUGGGCGGAUCCGGAAAUCAGCGAACCAUCAUUCGAACCCAAAUGGAAUACCCUCGAUGGAAAUGUGAAUCGUAAAAGCUUUACGGGUGACUAUAUUAUAAAGGAUGGUUAUCCUUUGAAUCCUAUAGGUCGUACUGGAAUUAUCAAACGUGGACUGUUGGGGAGAUGGGGACCAAACCAUGCAGCAGAUCCCAUUGUCACACGUUGGAAAAGAAAUGCCACAGGCGCUACAAUAAUAGACAAAAACUCAGAAAAACCAAUUCUACAGUUUGUUGCUAUACAGAGAAGAGAUUCAGGGGAAUGGGCUAUUCCUGGGGGAAUGGUCGAUCCUGGAGAAACUAUAUCAGCUACUUUAAAAAGAGAAUUCAUGGAAGAAGCUAUGAAUUUGUUAGAGAAAAAUAAAGAAGAACAAAAGGAAUUGGAAAAAUCUAUCAGAGAAUUUUUUGAAAAGGGAGAAGAAAUUUAUAGGGGAUAUGUUGAUGAUCCCAGGAAUACUGAUAAUGCUUGGAUGGAGACAGUUGCCUUAAAUUUUCAUGAUGCUGAUGAUAGCAUUUUAGGAAAAAUAACAUUGAUGGCUGGAGAUGAUGCACACAAUGUGAAAUGGAUGGAUAUUGAUAAAAUGCUGAAUUUGUAUGCCAAUCAUAGUGAAUUUAUUCAAAAAACUAUACAAAAGCAUGAUGCACAUUGGUAAUUAACAUACACAAGACUGCUUAUUUAAUAAGACUUUAUUUCCAUCAGGAGCUGUAUAAAAAAACAUACACAAACACAAUUAUAUUAUAUAAAAAAAAAA
Osmia lignaria (orchard mason bee) is the source of this 1463-nucleotide messenger RNA. Its product is annotated as ADP-ribose pyrophosphatase, mitochondrial. The record is from RefSeq and is a predicted model, not a curated record. NCBI's taxonomy places the organism in Eukaryota, Metazoa, Arthropoda, Insecta, Hymenoptera, Megachilidae. Gene Ontology annotation, molecular function: ADP-ribose diphosphatase activity.